This is a messenger RNA of Girardinichthys multiradiatus, 3657 nucleotides long. RefSeq names its product coiled-coil domain containing 92 (gene ccdc92). The record is from RefSeq and is a predicted model, not a curated record. NCBI's taxonomy places the organism in Eukaryota, Metazoa, Chordata, Actinopteri, Cyprinodontiformes, Goodeidae. The coding region runs from base 307 to 1293 and encodes 328 amino acids. The transcript has 4 exons.
AAUAUAAAUAUUUUGGUUGUAAAUAUUUGGGUUGUGGUCUGUAAUUGCCCCUGGCUUCCCAUGGUGCAUCGCUUUAUUUUGUCUAGUAGCUCAGGGAGAUCUGACAGGAACACAGCCGACCGAGGCGAGCCGCUGGCAGCAUCACCGAUAUGCCCUGCAAGGUGGAGUGCGUAUAGCCGCCGCGGCCAGCCGUUAACUAUUUAUUACAACUAUUUAUUACAUUUCAGAAGCUUCUCGACGCCCAAGUAUUUUUAGGUGAAAGUCUUCCCGGUGGCAAGGGUGGUGUGAAUCCGAACACACAUCGCCAUGGCCUCAGCAAACGUAACACUGGAGAACCAGUUGCACAGUGCUCAGAAAAACCUGCUCUUUCUGCAGCAGGACCAUGCUAACACACUAAAGGGGCUACACGCUGAGAUCCACAGAUUACAGCAGCAAUGCACAGACUUGACAUAUGAGCUCACCAUGAGAAGCUCUGAUCCAUCAGACAGCAGUGAAGAACGAUGCAGGGAGCUGCAAAGGAGGUGUGAGGAGCUGGAGGCCCAACUUAAAAAGAAGGAGGAGGAGAACACAGAACUGCUCAGGGACCUGGAGCAAAAGAAUGCUAUGAUUUCCGUCCUAGAAAACACCAUCAAAGAGAGAGAGAAGAAGUACCUGGAGGAGCUUAAGAUGAAGAGCCAUAAGUUGGCCGUGUUGUCCGGGGAGUUGGAGCAGAGGGCAAGCACAAUCGCUUACCUCACCUCUCAGCUUCAUGCCACUAAGAAGAAGCUUUUGGCUGGGAGUUCCUCUGAGGCAAGUCCUAACGUCAGUCCCAUCAGCUCAUACAAGCCAACGCCCCCCUCUGUCAAAGACAGGCAGCCUGAAACUCCACGUCGCCGAAUGAAGAAAAGCCUCUCCCAGCCUCUUCACCCAGAGCUCACAGAGGUGUACCGCCUUGGUCCUGAUGGGAGGCGAGUGGUUCUGCGAGAACCAGUCGAUGCCAUGCCUGACCCCACACCCUUCUUGCAGGCAAGCCGAGAAUCUCCCGAACCGCAGGUAGUCCGUGAACGCCCCGCCGUCAUCCCUCCCAUCGCCUCUGACCGCUCUCCCGUCCCUCCCCUGGGUGCCACAGCCAACCCUCGACACAGCCCCGCUCGGGACCGUCAGUACAGGGCCCAUGUGGGCGUGGCGCACCGCAUCCCACACGGCAGCGCUCCACUUGCCCAACCUCAAGCCGAGCUGGAGACGCUGGCAGUGGACCAGGUCAAUGAGGACAAGGUUGUGCAGAAGCGCUCAGAAGCUGAUAGGACAGUUUAACACUGCAAUGCUGAACCUGCGCAUUAGCACAGAUGUACAUUUAGGACCAGAUGCAUAAAAUUCAGUUUUAUGACUUAAACUGAGUGUAAUCACAAAGGCAACAAUGUGCUUAUGCAUUCUAUUUACCAGAUUUAUAAAGCAUCGCAUGGGGUGCCUUCCAGAAAUAUUCAUACUGCAUGAACUUUUUAACAUUUUAUCACGUUACCACCACAAACAGCAGUGUAUUUUGGGGUGGAUUUUUAGAAACAAUCUGAAAAUUGUGGUGUGCAUUUGGAUUUAACUUCCCUUAGUCAGUACUUUUAGAACCACCUUUGGUUGCAGUUAUUGCUGAAAGUCUUCCUUUCUACCAGCUUUGAACAUCUAGAGCAUGAAGGUUUGGGCCAUUCAUAUUUGCAAAAUAGCUCAAGCUUAGUAAGAAUGAAUAGAAUCUGGCAUCAGUUUUCAAAUCUUGCUGCAGAUUCUGCAAAUGAUUUAAGGCUGGACAUUGACUAAACCAUUCGAACACAUCAUUAUGCAUGGAUUUUAAUAUUCAUUUUAUUGUUUUUAAAGUUGUUUUGCUGUUUUGGGUGAACGACCACCACAGUUUUUAGCAGCCUCUAACAAGUUCUCUUCCAGGGUUGCCCUGUAUUCAGCUCCAAGACAUUAUCUAAGAAACUUCUGAGGCCUUCACUGAGAUAAAAUUACACACAGAGGGACUCUGCUUACCAAUUAGGUGACUUCUAGGGGCAAUAGGUGGCACUGGAUUUUGUUUAUGGGUAUCAGAGUAAAUAGGGUUGAAUAAAUAACAAGGACAACGUUUUUUUUAUAUGCAAUAAAGUACAAUUUUUCUUCCGCUGCACAAUGAUGGAGUAGUUUUGUCGACCUAUUGCAUAAACCUCAAUAAAAUAGACUGAAGUUUGCGAUUUUAAUGUAAAAAGUUCAAGGCACAGGAAUAUAUUUGCAAGACACUGCGGGAUAUGCUUAUAUCAGUAAAUUUAAAUCAUUUAUAAAAUUUUAUGGCCAUGCAAAUCCUUCAUACUUUAACCCGUUCAUGGUUUAAGGUAUGAAGGAACUCUUUCUAGUCUCAGUUGUGAACCAAUGAACAGAACAAAACUCUAAGGACCUUGACGAAAGUAAAAUAGAGACGGUAUUAAACGUGAGGCUGUGAAGCACAUGAGCCUACAUAUCAAGCUGUGGAAGAAGAUAAAAAAAAAAGCAAAGUUAAAGUCUUCCAACACCUCUAGAUGAACCUGCUUGUUUGAUUUCACUUCAGACUCUAUCACCUUUUUUUUUCUUAUGUCAGUUUAUCAGGUACGAUGUGCAAACUCACACUUUGCCCAUUCCACUUUAAACAUACAAGUCUAAUGUGUAGGAAGGGGUAUAUGCAUUGUUUUUUAGUUAUGCAAUAUUUAUGCAUCUGACCCUAGUGUACACAUUACAUUGCAAGAACAGCAAAGAGCCUGAACCACUGUGCCGCCUGCUUUUUACGCAACACAGCAGUAUAAACAAACGCAUCAUUUCGUGGUAUUCCAUGAGGACUUUUCUUCAUCUACCGUAGAAAGGGACUACUGUAAAGCAUGCCAAAUGAGUUUAAUUUAUUUCCCAGUGAGUUUUUGUACUAUACACAUCUUCAUGUUUUGCUUAGACCUUCUGUUGGAUCUGUUUUACAUGGUGCAUACAGCCAAUUCUCAGCCAAAUAUCUGCGCCAGUGCCUGCUUAACCGACCUAGUCAUUCACAAGCUGUGAAAUGUAGUCAUGGCUAUAAGUUACCUUUACGUUUCUGGGUUUGCUCCACCUUCACAGUAACGGGCUGGAAGUAGCAGCAGUCGAUAUAACAAGACGUCAGCAGCUUCAUAGGAUAGAGGUGAAGUAAUCACACUACUACUCCGCAAAUAUCUUUUAUUUGAUGUCUGUAUAACCACGUGACUGUAGGUAGAAGCUGCAAAAUGUGUAACUGAAAUGUGCCGGUUAUCAAGUUGAAAUUUGAACUUUUCUUUUGCUUAUUGAAGGAAGCAGCACUGAAAUAUUUUAAUGCAAUAUGAAUAUAUAUCAAGCUGGGAGUGUUUUCUGUGUGUAUGAGCGAGGAGAGUCUGAGGAAGGAUGAGGGAGGAUUUAGUUUUUGGUUGAACACUAUUUGUUGAUGCUAUUUGUCAUACAAGGGCAUUUUUAAAACACUGCUGGAUAUUGUUAUAUCACUAACUGUACUUUUUAGAAAGCUGUCGAUUUGUAAUGAGUUUUUUUUUAUUUUUAUUUAUUGUUUAUUAUAGGACCCAAAAGAAAAAGCAGCCCUGAUACACUCUGUACUUAUGGCACCACCAAAAUGUUGGCAAUUAAAUCUCUUAAUAGCCACAGUGAAAUCACUUGUCAUUAAAGAAUACAAAAUAA